This is a messenger RNA of Durio zibethinus, 659 nucleotides long. The record is from RefSeq and is a predicted model, not a curated record. Lineage: Eukaryota; Viridiplantae; Streptophyta; Magnoliopsida; Malvales; Malvaceae.
UGAUAAUUUGUUGACUAUUGAAAUGCUUUUCCUCACAAGUUCACAUUCCGAUGUUCAAAGCCCUUUGAAUAUUGGAAGCUCAGUAAGCCAUAAGGUGGUUGGUUUUAGAAUUUUCAGGUUGGAUGAAGAAGAGCAGAAGUGGGAUAAGAUGGAAAGUUUGGGGCAGCAAAUCCUGUUUCUGGGUUUGCGUCAAUCAAUUUCUGCAUCAGCUUCUGAAUUUUAUUGGGGUAAAGGAAAUCUCAUAUUCUAUCCGAGGGGUCUCUCCAUGGGUUCACGUUAUUAUAAUUCUGAUGAUAGACUUAUGUUUGUGUUUGAUUUAGACACCGGUACUGCUAGUCCUUUAGAGAAUUGCCCUACCUACUGUAACUUGUUCUGGCCACCACCUUGGUGGGUAACUUCUCCAGAAUCAGUGAUUUCUUCACCAGAAGUUAUAAGCAACUCUACUUGUUCAUUAACCUCAGCUACACCAGAAAUUGAAUACGAGUAUCCUGAUUCGAAUUUAGAAAUCUCUAGAAGACAGGUUCGAGGCAAAUCUCCUGAAGGAGUGACUUCUGCAGGACAAGAAGUCGGAUCUCCUGGUUCCAAGCGCAGCAAAUCUCCUGAAAGGGUGACUUCCGCAGGGCAAGAGGUCGCAUCUCCAAGUUCAUAGUGCAGCUUCA